AUGAGAAUUCAAUUGUAUAUUUGUCUGUUGCAAUUUUCCCUCGCAUACAGUUUGAAUUGUCAAGAUAUUUUGGAAAGGCCACGAGAGAAGAAACUAACAAUACGCGAGUUACAGAUGCUCCAACCAAAAGAUAUUGUGCAAUGCUUAGCCCAUUUAGGGAAGGAGCAGUUAGACAACUCGGAAGCUGAGUUUAUAUGGCAGUCGAUCAUAAGCCACUUCGGCGGGAUUGCGAGCAUUCCAGACGACAUACUUGUAUUACUACACUGGGUCACUCCUGCGGUCAAACCUGACGAUUAUUAUAACAUUACGUUCAGUAACAUCGAUGUCAUACAGAAUUUCGGUUUGAAUUACAAUUUGAAUUUUGACCAACUGUCUGCUUUGGCGAAUCGAGUGCGUGAAGAUUUUGCUGGAAAGGAGCCCGAGGAUUAUACUUAUUACGAUUUGACAGCGAUUCGACAGAUUUUGUGCGCCUUUAACAGGAGUGAGAUAGAAAGAAUACACCCCUCUGCUUUUAGGGAAGCGGCACUUGUUAUAGGAAAAUUAGAAAAUUGCAGUCCAGAUGUUAUGGCUGGUUUCGCAAUGUUAGCUAUACAAGACAACGCCUUCGGGCUUCCCAGCACCUGGUCCGAAGCAUCUAAGCAAGCUUUAGGAAAAGUUGCAGAUUUUGUGAAUAUUAGUUCACAAAACAACUUGAAUAAACAUGUAAAUGCAACUGCCAAGUAG
Molecule: messenger RNA, 723 nt
Organism: Amyelois transitella
Lineage: Eukaryota; Metazoa; Arthropoda; Insecta; Lepidoptera; Pyralidae
Exons: 1
Coding region: 1-723 (240 amino acids)
Biological process (GO): cell-matrix adhesion
Cellular component (GO): cell surface
Source: RefSeq, a predicted model, not a curated record